AUGGACCCCAAGGACCGCAAGAAGAUCCAGUUCUCCGUGCCCGCGCCCCCCAGCCAGCUGGACCCCCGCCAGGUGGAGAUGAUCCGGCGCCGGAGACCAACCCCUGCCAUGCUGUUCCGGGUCUCUGAGCACUCCUCACCAGAGGAGGAGGCCUCCCCGCACCAGAGAGCCUCAGGAGAGGGGCACCACCUCAAGUCGAAGAGACCCAACCCCUGUGCCUACACACCCCCAUCGCUGAAAGCCGUGCAGCGCAUUGCCGAGUCUCACCUGCAAUCCAUCAGCAACCUGGGCGAGAACCAGGCCUCGGAGGAGGAGGAUGAGCUUGGGGAGCUGCGGGAGCUGGGCUACCCAAGAGAGGAAGAAGAGGAGGAGGACGAUGAAGAAGAGGAGGAGGAGGACAGCCAGGCUGAAGUCCUGAAGGGCAGUAGGGGGCCACCUGUUGGGCAGAAGACAACUUGUGGCCAGGGUCUGGAGGGGCCCUGGGAGCGUCCGCCCCCUCUGGAUGAGCCCCAGAGAGAUGGAAGCUCUGAGGACCAAGUGAGAGACCCCGCACGAAGUGAGCCCGGGGAAGACCCACAGCGCCCUGCCCACCCUGAGCCUGGCACAUAGGCACUCAGCUCUGCAUCUCCCAGAAGGAAGUGGAGGGGGCAUCACUGUUCCGCAGAAACCCUCAAUCCCCACCCUGUUUUCUCCCCUUCCCCUCACUCGCUAGGGCUGCGGCUUCUGACUUCUAGAAGAAAAAGCUGGUCUGUGUUUGCUUGUUUGCCCACUUUUGGCUGAUGCCCAGAGUCCUGGGCACUUGCUGCCUGAUGCCUACCCCUGCCAGUUAUUCCCCUAUUCACCCAGUGGUAUGUAGGAUGCGAGAGAAAUUGCUUGGAAAAUCUAGUAAUCGAGGGACAAAGGUCCAUCCUUCACAAUUCUACUUCCAGACCCUCUCCCUUGGGCACAGGAAAACCACAGGGCAGGACCCUAAGAUCUGAGGAAAGGGGGGUACAGAGAACCUGUAGGUGCCCUAGAUCCUUCUCCAUCCCCUCUCCUCCUAUGGGGGAUUCCCAGUCACCACCCGUCUUACUGGCUUCUAGCAGGGCUGAGGAUUCAGGCACCCUUCUCCACAGUGUCUUCAUUUUGGAAAUCUUCCCCUAUCACCCCUGCUCCCUAGCCUGGGUGCCUGGAAGACGGACUGGCAGAGCCUGCUUUGUUGCGUUUUGUUUGUGCUUUGAUGCCAGGAAUGCCACCUAGUAU
Eptesicus fuscus (big brown bat) is the source of this 1242-nucleotide messenger RNA. RefSeq names its product protein phosphatase 1 regulatory inhibitor subunit 1B (gene PPP1R1B). The transcript has 7 exons. Gene Ontology annotation, cellular component: cytoplasm. The record is from RefSeq and is a predicted model, not a curated record. Gene Ontology annotation, molecular function: protein phosphatase inhibitor activity. Gene Ontology annotation, biological process: intracellular signal transduction. Bases 1 to 609 code for a protein of 202 amino acids. NCBI's taxonomy places the organism in Eukaryota, Metazoa, Chordata, Mammalia, Chiroptera, Vespertilionidae.